Messenger RNA from Cladocopium goreaui, 309 nucleotides. NCBI's taxonomy places the organism in Eukaryota, Dinophyceae, Suessiales, Symbiodiniaceae. The record is from the annotation of a GenBank genome assembly.
AUGGCGGGAGAACACGGAGACUUAUGUCAGGACUUACAGGAGAGCUACAACACCAUCCGGCCACCGAAACCGGUCCGGAGGAGACGAGGUACGUGCUCCUGGCUGUGUAUUACCAGCUACCAGCUGAUCUAUUCCAUGAUCACCACCAGUUUCGCCUUAUCCAUCCUGCCUCAAGAGGCAGAGCGGCUUAAUACAGCUGAUACAAGCCUUUGGUUGGCCGCGUACGUGAUGAUUUGCGGAGCGACACAACUAAUUUGCUGCUUGGCGUUUGAUGUGGAAACUGGGGACAGCAUCGAGUUCCUGAAUUAG